Molecule: messenger RNA, 943 nt
Organism: Drosophila subpulchrella
Lineage: Eukaryota; Metazoa; Arthropoda; Insecta; Diptera; Drosophilidae
Gene: eEF1delta
Product: probable elongation factor 1-delta
Exons: 3
Coding region: 75-848 (257 amino acids)
Biological process (GO): translational elongation
Cellular component (GO): cytosol; eukaryotic translation elongation factor 1 complex
Molecular function (GO): guanyl-nucleotide exchange factor activity; translation elongation factor activity
Source: RefSeq, a predicted model, not a curated record
GUUAUCGUAUUAUUCUGCCAAUUCAAUUGUGCAACGUGUUUGAGCAUCGCAAAGAACAAAAGACUUAACUUAAAAUGAAGGUAGAGGCACUGGAUAAAUUCUGGACUGACAAGAGUCGCUAUGAUGUUGCCGAAAAGCGUUUCUACGAGGGCCCCCAGAAGGUAACUGAUCGCAGCCACUACAGCCCUUUAGUAAGCGAAAUCGCAAAGGCUAGGGAACACAUACAGAACUCGCUGGAAAAGAUUGAUGGAGUUACCUUGGACGAUGGCUCAAAGUCCGAGCUUGCCAGCCGACUGUCUCAAUUGGAAAGUGACAACAAGGAGUUGAAAGCCGAGGUUUCCACUUUGAACCAACUGUUAGAUGCUAUAGUAAAACGCUUAGACAAUUUGAACUUGACCAACGGAGAGUCCAAGAAGCCCGUAGCGGAACCGAAGAAAGCGGAAGCAAACAACAAAGACGACGACGAUGAUGUCGAUCUUUUCGGUUCGGAAAGCGAAGAGGAGGAGGAGGAGGCAGCCCGCAUAAGGGAGGAAAGACUGGCCGCUUAUGCCGCCAAGAAGGCCAAGAAAGUUCAAAUUAUUGCCAAGUCAAACAUCAUCCUGGAUGUGAAGCCCUGGGACGAUGAAACCGAUCUUAAAGUCAUGGAGACCGAAAUCCGCAAGAUAACACAGGACGGUCUACUGUGGGGAGCUUCCAAAUUUGUCCCAGUUGCCUUCGGCAUCCAGAAACUCAGCAUCUCAUGCGUGGUUGAGGACGAUAAGGUUUCCAUCGACUGGCUGACUGAGGAGAUCGAAAAACUGGAGGACUUUGUCCAAAGUGUUGACAUUGCUGCAUUCAACAAAAUCUAAAGAGUAUACGUAUAUUUUUUUAAUUCAGAUUCGGAUUUACCUCAUUACAAAUGUUUUUGGGAGUCAUUUAAAUAAAUAUUUUGAUAAAACAUGGA